GCUCCCGGAACUGCUCGGCGGCGGCCGGCGAGACGGCAGCAUGUCUGCCGCCAGGAGCCGGCGGGACGGCGUGUCUGCCGCCCGGAGGAAAAGCAAGGGGCGGCUGGGCGCGGGCGGCGGCUCUCCAUCGGCUGCCGCCACCCCCGGCGCCGCGGCCGAAGGCGGGCUGCUGGUGCUGGGCGUUAUCGACGCCGUGGAAGCAGGAGAUGACAAUGUUCCCAAAAUGCUGCGAAGAACCCUUGCCCAGCUGUCACUGAACAGCAUGAAAUCUGCCAACCUAUGCAUAGGUCGUCCGGCCUUGCUUACCUCUGCUGAUGGGCGACAGGAGGUCUGUACUGCUUGGCCCACCACAGGCUUUCCAGGUGGGAAGGUUGGGCUGAAUGAAACCACACAGAAGAACCUGAAAGUAAAUCUAGGUGAUGCUGUCACUGUGCAACCUGUGACUGGUGCAGUCAUCCAGGCAGAGGAAGUCGAUGUGAAGUUGAGAGACAAAGAUGCCACCAUUAAUGCUGAGGAAAUGUCUGUCUGUCUACUGAGAAACCUAGAUGGGAAAAUAAUUUUACCAGGAAACCUCUUGGCUUUUACGUUCUAUGGCAAACUUUGUAACAUCGUGGUGAUAAAAGUGAAGGGAACAGAUGGUGCAGAGCUGACUGCCUGUGGCAGUGCUUUCUCCACUGAUGUGCUGGAGCAAGACCUUGAAAGAUCAGAUUUGGAGACAAGUGCAUUAGAUCUGUCCUUACAGCUUGACAAAAUGGACAUUGAUGACAGUCUGGAGGUGGCAUCUGUGAGCACACCAUGCAAACCAACUGAUCCAGGUUCUCCAGUUCCACCUAGUUCUGCUGUGGCAGCCAGCAAUCAAGAUUCAGAUCAGGGAGAUAAAACCUACGGCAAAGGAGAUGGUGCAGAUCUCCCCAAUGAGUUGGAGUUGACUGGGAAAGGAGGCAGUGAGGAACUCUCACUAAUUGGCAGAACUGGAGCAGUAAGCAAUACAGAUGCUUUUUAUUUCAUUUCUUCAAGAACUAAAAUCAAUUUUAUUGAACCAAGGAGCAGCGUGACAGAAAGUGGUGACUGCGAAUCCCGAGUCACCUAUGAUAUGAUAGGAGGCUUGAGCAGCCAGCUCAAAACUAUUAAAGAAACAGUUGAACUGCCCUUGAAGCAAGCUGAACUGUUCAAGAGUUACGGAAUCCCUCCUCCUAGAGGAGUGCUGUUGUAUGGCCCUCCGGGUACUGGGAAGACUAUGAUUGCCAAAGCCAUCGCAAACGAGGUUGGCGCUCACGUUACUGUUAUUAAUGGCCCUGAAAUAAUUAGCAAGUUUUAUGGGGAGUCUGAAUCAAGAUUACGUCAGAUCUUUGCUGAAGCUUCUCUGCGUCGCCCCUCCAUUAUAUUUAUAGAUGAGUUGGAUGCACUCUGCCCAAAGAGAGAAGGGGCUCAGAACGAGGUUGAGAAGAGAGUUGUUGCUUCAUUGCUGACAUUAAUGGAUGGCAUUGGCUCAGAGGACAGUGAAGGGCAGCUUUUGGUACUUGGGGCCACGAAUCGCCCCCAGGCACUGGAUGCAGCCCUGCGCAGGCCUGGGCGUUUUGAUAAAGAGAUAGAGAUUGGAAUUCCCAAUGCACAAGACCGACUGGACAUCCUCCAGAAGCUCCUCAAGAAAGUUCCCCAUUCACUCACAGCAGCAGAGUUGGUGCAGCUGGCUGAUAGUGCACAUGGCUAUGUGGGUGCAGAUUUAGCAGCCUUGUGCAAGGAAGCAGGUUUGUAUGCAUUGCGGAGAGCACUGGGGAAAAAACCUAACCUAGCAGACAACGAGGUGGCUGGGUCAGUGAUGAUUGCUUUCAAUGACUUCCUGCAGGGGAUGAAUGAUGUCAGGCCCAGUGCCAUGAGGGAGGUGGCAGUUGAUGUGCCAAAAGUCUCUUGGGCGGACAUAGGAGGACUAGAAGAUGUCAAGCUGAAAUUGAAGCAGGCAGUUGAGUGGCCUCUCAAACAUCCUGACUCCUUCAUCCAAAUGGGGAUCCAGCCUCCAAAAGGUGUGCUGCUCUAUGGACCUCCUGGCUGCUCGAAAACAAUGAUAGCCAAAGCCUUGGCUCAUGAAAGUGGUCUCAACUUCUUGGCAGUCAAGGGCCCUGAGCUGAUGAAUAAAUACGUUGGUGAGUCCGAACGAGCAGUGAGAGAGAUCUUCAGGAAAGCCAGAGCAGUGUCUCCUUCAAUUCUUUUCUUUGAUGAAAUAGAUGCUUUGGCAGUUGAAAGGGGAAACUCUUCAGGUGCUGGAAAUGUAGCAGACCGUGUCUUGGCUCAGUUGCUGACGGAAAUGGAUGGGAUAGAACAGCUGAAGGACGUGACAAUUUUGGCAGCUACAAACAGACCGGACAUGAUAGACAAGGCCUUGCUGAGACCAGGACGAAUAGACAGAAUUAUCUACGUGCCCUUGCCAGAUGCAGCCACUCGUGAGGAGAUCUUCAAGCUGCAAUUUCGGUCCAUGCCAGUCAGUGAGGAAGUCUGUUUAGCAGAGCUUGUUCAGCACACACAGAAGUAUUCAGGAGCAGAGAUAACAGCAGUCUGUAGGGAAGCAGCCCUUCUAGCUCUUCAGGAGGACAUACAUGCCACAUCCAUCAUGGGAAGGCACUUUCGGUACGCGCUGGCUGUCGUGACCCCGAGGAUUCCUGAUUCCUUAAUCCAGUUUUAUGCAGAUUACCAGCAGCAAAGUGGACUGCACACGCUUUGAAAGGCAAAUUAAUACCUACCCCUAUUCACAGUGGGAAUAGCAGAUUUCCUUUGUAAAGCUGUCAAAAGCCAAAGAAUUUUUGUGUUGUAAGUGAGCAGAGCGUCCGAAGUUAACUGAAGUAUGGACCUGUCGCAAUAAAAUGCCCGUGUGGAAGUUUUGAGCCUAUGAGAUAUUGUCCAGAACUUUAUGUUUUGGAAUUUCAGUGGUAUAAUCUGCAUUUUAGAGGUAGAAGAACUGCUGGGUUAAGUUAGUUUAUGUGAGUGUGCAUCUACGUGUGAGAAACUAAUUGCCAGAGUCCGAAUUUUUGGUGGAUUCUUGGCCCCAAAGAGAGGAUGAACAAGUGUCUUCCUUUACUGUCUUCAUUUGUUCCUGCUUCAACCACAGUUUCGUCCUGGGGACCAUCCCAGCGAGGCGCAGACCUGGGGCGUGGCCUCACUACCAAAAAAAUGCUUAAGAUUAUUCUGAAUCUUUUGAUUUAUGAUGUCCAGAGAAGCUGCCAAACAGGCUUGCUGAACAUAGAGAGCUCUCUGAGAUAAAGCUCAGGUAUCCUGAUUGAUUACAGUGAAACAUUUCUCUUUGGUCUCAAACAGCAACUUUCUACACAGGCACUGGUAAAAAAUGUCCAUCCCUUGGCUAACCUCAAACCUCUGCCAGACAUCAGUGAAAGAUUUUUGUUGUUCUUUCUUUGCUUCCAUCAAAAUAAGCAGAAAUGUUGAUUGAUCAUUUAAAGCUGUCCACUUAAAAAUCCCACUGAUUCCUAAUUAAUGAAUAAGAAAACCUCCUUGCAAUAUCUGUUAGAAAUGACCACAAGCUAGUUUAGGGACAGAUAAAAUCUUGUCAGCAUAUUUCUCUGUUAGAUCAUCUGUUGAAAUGAUGGCAGGACCUUCUGGACUCUCUGCUCUUGCACUCGGUGUGAAGUGCAAUUAAGCAAACUCAUUUGAGCUUUUCUAUUCCAGUCAUGGGAAAGUAAAACCCAUACAAACUUCAACGAUUUUUUUCUUAAAGAAAGGUGAUAAAAUCCUUAUUUUCAGUGGGUAAUUCUGUAUUUUUCUGCUGUUUCAUAGGUAAGUAGAAGAAUUUACAGCUCAAAAUUUUAGCCAUGUUGGAGUAAACCACAAAUACUACUUCAGGCCCCGUGUUACUUUUUGUUUAUUGAUGGUUCUGAAGAUUUUUUGUUCUUGCAGUCAUUUGGAAAUUCAUUAAGUUUAUGAGAAAUUUCUAUAUAUGUCUCAGAUUUCUCCUAUGGUUAAUUAUAUUACCAAUAUGGAAUUAAAACAAUCACCUCUUGGAUGUCA
Molecule: messenger RNA, 4011 nt
Organism: Pogoniulus pusillus (Red-fronted tinkerbird)
Lineage: Eukaryota; Metazoa; Chordata; Aves; Piciformes; Lybiidae
Gene: AFG2A
Product: AFG2 AAA ATPase homolog A
Exons: 16
Coding region: 41-2716 (891 amino acids)
Cellular component (GO): cytoplasm
Molecular function (GO): ATP binding; ATP hydrolysis activity
Source: RefSeq, a predicted model, not a curated record